AUGUCGUUGCCAGUGCAGUCACGUAGCCUGGCCGCAGACGAGCAAUACCAGCAGUCGCUGGCCUAUGGCCUCAUAAUUGGCACUGCAGUCUUCUCUCUCAUCCUCUACACCAGAGCGAUUGUCGUCAAGAGCUUCGGAGCCGAUGAUAUCGCUGUCUGCAUUGCUUUGGCCAUCACACAGGCGUUCAACGGGCUCGGAGUCGCAGUUGUAUACUAUGGACAGGGCCAGCAUAUGCAGAAUCUGUCCCCCGAGCAACGCGCAGUUUGGCUCAGGCUCUACUAUGCAGCAAUGUGCCUAUAUCUCUAUGCAUCGCUGUCAGUGAAGCUCAGCAUCCUGAUAUUCCUUCGGCGGAUUUUCUUCGUACCUCGACUCACCGCGGGCCUCAUGGUCUUUCAGGUUUCCUUCUCAGUCUCUGGCUCCUUCGUCCUCGCAUUCCAAUGCGCCCCAGCUAGGGCUGCCUUUGACACGAGCAUCAAAAACCCAAACUGCUACAACCGCUAUACCCUAUACAAGAUCACGCUGUACCAAGCCGUCCUGAUCUUCAUGGGGGACCUGGUCAUGCUUGUCGCACCGGUUCCUAUCUUGAUGGGUCUCAAAAUGCCAACAAGAAAGAUUGUCGCUUUACUUGCGAUCUUCGGGUCGGGCAUAAUCGCGUGCAUCGCGCCCAUCGUCCGGUUCAGCACCCUUGACUAUCUGCGCCAGGGCUCCACUGAUCUCACCUUUGACGCGACAUCCUCGCUAUACUGGAUGGCUAUCGAGUUCAAUCUCGGCCUGGUGGCUGGCUCGCUCUCGUCAUUGAAGCCGCUAUCCCUGUUUCACAAGUUCGGGUCGUCCAAGGAUUCGCGGUACAAAAAGUCUUCCAGGGGUAAUCCGUAUGAACUGCAGAGCUCAAAUCUUAAAGACUCUAGGAGGGGAAGACGAAAGGGAAGCUUGGGAAUGGGGACAACUAUUUUGCAGGAAACAGGAAACGAGAGUCAGGAGCGUAUUAUCUAG
This is a messenger RNA of Aspergillus puulaauensis, 993 nucleotides long. RefSeq lists its product as uncharacterized. Bases 1 to 993 code for a protein of 330 amino acids. The transcript is spliced from 7 exons. The record is from RefSeq and is a predicted model, not a curated record. Lineage: Eukaryota; Fungi; Ascomycota; Eurotiomycetes; Eurotiales; Aspergillaceae.